AUGUCUAAAUACGUGCUUGCAUCGCUGUUUGGUCUCAACCUGAUUCUAUUCUCCAUGAUUGAAUGUCGGCCUCAUACACAAAAACUCGUUGUGCAUGGACAUGAAUGGACAGUGCCCAACGAACCCGGUUGGGAAGAAGUUCUUCACGAAGCUGAACCUAUUCGCCAUAGAUUUUUAACAAAUUGUGGAUCAAGUCGAGAAUGCCGACUAGCUGCUGAACGAUUGCGUGAUGUUUUUCUAAAAUAUCCUGUUUCUGCGAAAUACUACGAUGAUUCCAUAGGCAACGAUCACCUCGCGAAUGACAUUGAUUCGAUUUUUAAAUGGGGUUGA
This is a messenger RNA of Adineta ricciae, 330 nucleotides long. The record is from the annotation of a GenBank genome assembly. Lineage: Eukaryota; Metazoa; Rotifera; Eurotatoria; Adinetida; Adinetidae.